UGGGAGACGUCGCAACGAGAGCUUAAAUAGCACCGCGUGCAGUUCUGUAGUUCAGUGGCAGGCAGCGUCGACUGAAACGCAAUCGUUACGAUACCAUCGCCGUCUUCUCCGAGAGUUGUUCCACUGCGGGAAACGCAGAAAAUCGCGCGAAUCUCGCGACUUUGUGAAAGAUCGAGGACGCAACGAUCUGGUUCGAACCGCGAUCGCUCGCUCGAUGUUCCGAAACCCGACCCCUUCGUUUCUCUGAACACGAGCACGGAGAUUCGUCGGUCUCACCAGGAAACGUUUGGCCGAGGAGUGCGUCGAAGGACAUGACGAGUUCUUGAUGUGACAGAGUCCGUACUUCGAAGCAGAGCGCGUUACAGCGCGUACUUGGUUGCCGCUCAACAUUUUGGGAGUUCGGUGAAGAGUACGAAAUUCGUAUCUUUCUUCUUCCGCGCGACGAGCAAUAGGAAACGAAGAUGAGACCACCCGCGUACAAUGGGGACGAGAUGCAACAAAUCUCUCAGGAGCAAGGCGAGAGGAACGUGGCCAUGGCUGUUUGCGUGCAGUUGGCGGGCCGGGCGAUAAUCAGGGUAGUUUCCCGGUGCGAAGAGGCGCAGGACAAUUGCAAUUUGGACCUGUCAGGGUGUCAAUUGAUGCAGGUACCUGACGCGGUCUAUCAUUUGAUGCGGCACACAGAACUAAAGAGAUGUAACCUGUCAGGAAACGUGAUAACUAAAAUUCCACCGAAAUUUGCCGUUAAGUUCUCAUUGAUCACUGAACUGAACUUGAGUCACAAUCAGAUGAGCAAGCUACCGGAAGAACUGGCCGAAUUGCAAGCCUUGGAGAGGUUGGACAUUUCUCACAACACUUUCAUCGCCUUACCACCUGUUGCGUGUCGGAUACCGCAACUCAAACGGCUCCUUGCCAACAACAAUUCGAUCAUUGACGUGGAUGUCGAAAGACUUAGGCACGCACCCGCGUUGGAAUUCAUCGAUCUUCAAGCCAAUCCCCUAACGGCCAGGAUACACGACCUCCUCGGCACUCUGACUCGGAUUAAAAUCGAACUCACGCCGAGGCAAGUCGAAGAGUGGGACGAUCUCACUGUUUGAGGUGCGCUCGUGGUAAACGAGAGCCUGUCCAACGCGGACGUAUAGUUUGCUUCCAUUAUCAUUGACUGAGAUUGUGUUCGGAGACUCGCAACAAGAGCGGGUACUGCGUACAGUGACAAAAAGAGCAUCCGACUGACUGACAUCAGGUAGCUGGCGAUAAGCGUGAGUGACGAAAAAAUCAUCGGAGGACGGAACUUCUCUCGCUCGACGUUCCUCUCUAUCGUACUUAAGGACAAACUCGCUGAGUACCUGGAACCUUUUUUCAUUGAUCUCGUGAAAACUGAUCAAUUCGUCACUUUUAUUCUCAUUUCGUACCGUGUGAAUUUUUCUUUUCUCUUUUUUUUCUAUUAGAAUUUACUCACUCGCUGCUCGCACGUUUGCCCGUGCGAUUGCUGUGAUCCAUGUUACGCGUAACAUUUGCGAGCUGCCGAUUCAAUUUACUAUCGUAUUUUUACUAACUCCGAAUGAGUACCCCGUACGUUUAAGACGAUAUAUUCUAUUAUUUUUUAUGCGUGGACUUGACAUGUUGCGUAAAAUGAAAUUGUACGACUGCCAAUCGACUGUUGCUGACGAUUUUCGCCAUGAUCAAACGUGUAUUUUGGUUUUACAGAACAUCGAAACGAAACUAAACGAAAUUAAAUGUAUAAAUCAGGUAUACCGACUAUGAUACGUAAGAAGAAUUCACGAUUUUUAUUACCUCGGCUUUGAAUGGCGUCGUGUCGUGGGCUGUAAAAAUUUUUGCAGCCACGAUUCUACUUAAUUUAUAUAAACGUUGUAUAUUAUGUAUCGACUGUAACAUAGCUUUGCGUAUCUGCACAACAGGUAUCAGAACUUAUUUUACUCUGUAUUUUCUGAUCUAGUCAAUUGUCCGCGAAAAAGUUACAAUACACUUAAAUGAAACACA
Ceratina calcarata is the source of this 1998-nucleotide messenger RNA. RefSeq names its product leucine rich repeat containing protein 20 sclp (gene Sclp). NCBI's taxonomy places the organism in Eukaryota, Metazoa, Arthropoda, Insecta, Hymenoptera, Apidae. The coding region runs from base 462 to 1094 and encodes 210 amino acids. Gene Ontology annotation, cellular component: cytoplasm. Gene Ontology annotation, molecular function: protein binding. The record is from RefSeq and is a predicted model, not a curated record. The transcript is spliced from 4 exons.